Molecule: messenger RNA, 347 nt
Organism: Mus pahari (shrew mouse)
Lineage: Eukaryota; Metazoa; Chordata; Mammalia; Rodentia; Muridae
Product: palmitoyl-protein thioesterase 1-like
Exons: 3
Source: RefSeq, a predicted model, not a curated record
AUGCUGUUACCUUGCUCCCUGUGGCUCCUGUCAUUCUGCCUUCUGUCUUGGUGUUGUGAUGCCAGGUUGCUUGUGGCUGUGGACCCUAAGUUAGAAUCAGGCCGGCACCCCAUGAGUAUAUGGUUUGCUGUAGACUUCUACAUAAUCAUGGCUUCCAUGAAAAAGUAUAACGAAGAACCAAAAUCUAGAACUUAUGUCUGGACUCUAGAGACUGGGAAGAACACAAUGAAGACUGUGAAGAGCCAUGUCCUGGAUAGUUGUUCACAACUGUGUGAGAGACUUGCUCAGGAUCCUACAGUGGAGCAUGUUUACACCAUUGAUGCAUACUUCAAGGGAUACGAGCUCCG